Pelagomonas calceolata is the source of this 1066-nucleotide messenger RNA. The record is from the annotation of a GenBank genome assembly. NCBI's taxonomy places the organism in Eukaryota, Pelagophyceae, Pelagomonadales, Pelagomonadaceae.
GUUUUUGGGCGCACAAGUGUGGAUCUCUGCUUGCACGCGCCGGCCGCGUGAUUGCUGCAGAGCAUCCUAGAGCUAUUCGCAGCCAGCUGCAUUCGUGCAGAGAAUUACGGCCGCGUGUGAGCCACAGAGCAAGAGAGCGCCCACAGCCGCCCCGCAGCCAUGCUGCAUGCAUCGUCGUGCGAUGAUUCCUGACGAAAUAGCGGAUGCUGCGUUCGACGGUGAUAAGGACACAGUGGUAGAGUGGCUGGACGAGCACCCGGAGCGUGUAAACGACACCGACAACGCCGGAGCGUCGUUCCUCUUACUAUGCGUUGAUAAUGGAAUAAAGCGAGAAGAACAGCUUGAACUGGUCUGCUACCUCUUGAGUCGAGGGGCGGAUCCAAAUCAAAUGUGCCUCCUAAUUGACACCGAAGACGAAGAAUUCAACGUGGAAGGAUAUAUGACUCCGUUUUAUGCCAUUUGUUCCGCAAGCAAUUCUCCUCUCGUCCAGCACGCUGUCGCUUCUUUUCUUAGCGCCGGCGCCGACCCAAACUUGAGGCUCAGGCUGGCCGACUCAACCCCUGAGCCCAACACAAGCCCUCUCAUGGGAGCGAUUCGCAGCUUCGUUGCAUCGCAUGGCGGGACAUCAUGGCAGCUUCCCGUCGUCGUGCGCUUGCUGAGGGCCGGCGCAUCGCUAGACAGCAGCUUUGAGGGGGAGCUGUCGGUUGACGAGUGGAUUGCAGCUGAGCAACGGCAACGUCCCGAGGUGAUCGAGGAUCAAGUGCAAUUUCAAGCUGUAAUUACCUUGAUCCGAGGCGUCCGCGCCGCGGGCUCGUGGAAAAAAUACUGCCGGGCACGGGCCCCGCACCGCGAGAUACUGGCGCUACGGAGCCUCGCGAUGCGGGGCUACAUCACCCCGUAUCAAAGGCGUCGCACGCGAGGCGCUGAGCACAAGAUAGCAAUCGCCUUCGUCGCGCGCCUCGGCGACAACGGGAUCGUCUGGAACAUCCUGUCCUUCUGGCGCGACCCCGACGAUAUUGAAGACAUAACCCUAGGAAACGGGGAUGUGGUAAGAGUGUAUUCAUAA